GAGCUGCUGCGCGAGAUCGGCUACCAGGAGGGCGCGAGCCAGCCGUGGAGGAGGGCACCAGGCGCCGAGAAGGAGUACGGCAGGCCCGAGCACGGCGACACCAGGCUCGACCCAGCGAUCGCGGCGUGGCCCGACGGGAUGCGGCGACCGAUUCCGCAGGUUCUCACCGAGGGCCUGCCUAAGAAGCUGCCGCUGCCGACCUCCCAGCUGGGCUCAGACGUCAAGAAGAUAUUGCAUGCUGGACCGCUGGACGGGGCCACUGGCGCGAAGAUCGUCGAGUCCAUGGACAGGGGCAACCCUCGCAUGAGGAUCAGGGACGAGCGCGAGGAGAAGCCGCAG
Prorocentrum cordatum is the source of this 339-nucleotide messenger RNA. Lineage: Eukaryota; Dinophyceae; Prorocentrales; Prorocentraceae. The record is from the annotation of a GenBank genome assembly.